Talpa occidentalis (Iberian mole) is the source of this 3294-nucleotide messenger RNA. RefSeq names its product inositol polyphosphate-5-phosphatase J (gene INPP5J). Gene Ontology annotation, molecular function: phosphatidylinositol-3,4,5-trisphosphate 5-phosphatase activity; phosphatidylinositol-4,5-bisphosphate 5-phosphatase activity. Bases 16 to 3012 code for a protein of 998 amino acids. NCBI's taxonomy places the organism in Eukaryota, Metazoa, Chordata, Mammalia, Eulipotyphla, Talpidae. Gene Ontology annotation, cellular component: plasma membrane; cytoplasm; ruffle. The record is from RefSeq and is a predicted model, not a curated record. The transcript is spliced from 13 exons. Gene Ontology annotation, biological process: phosphatidylinositol dephosphorylation; negative regulation of peptidyl-serine phosphorylation.
UGCCGGGCUGCAGACAUGGAGGGCCAGACCAGCAGUGGCAGCAGGAGGCCAGGGACCCAGGCAGGCCUGGGCCUCUUGCCUGGACCUCAUGGAGUUUCCCAAACUGGAGGAUCCCCCAAGGUGGACUCAAGUUUUCACCUCCCGGUGAAGGAGAAUGCAGGCCCGGUAUCCUCGGAACCAAGGUUGGUUCUGGCACCUGCGGGGCCGCAAACAACUAUGCCACCUUCCUCAGAAGCACCAAAGCUGGUUCUGGCAUCUCCCCGGCCCAUCCUGGUUCCACUGUCUACCCCUGGAGGGCAGAAAAAAGUUCCUGCCCACAGCAGCUCCAGCCUGGCUCCAACAUCCCUCGGCCAAUUGGUGAUGUCGGCCUCAGCUGGGCCAAAGCUUCCUCCAGUGACCUCAGGCUCAGUCCUGGCUCCCACAUCCCUGGGGCAACUGGUGAUGUCUGCUUCAGCUGGGCCGAGGCCUCCCCCAGUGACCCUGGGGCCCAGGCUGGCUCCAUCAUCCAGGGACCAGAAGCAGGUGCCACCUGCCUCCGUGGGACCCAAGCCAGCAUUGGCUGCUUCAGGCCUGAGCCUGGCCCUGACAUCUGAGGAGCAGCCUCCACAGCCCCCCUCCAUCUCUUCCCCAGUGCCCAGUCCUGUUCUGUCGCCUUCUCAAGAUCAGACCCUGGCUCCACCAUCCAUGACAUCAGCCCCAACUUCUGUGCGAUGUACACCAGCUAAACAGAGGGAUGCCCUAACCCCUAGACUCCCCCCUCCUUCUGAAAGUCAUCUCCAGCCUCUGGCUCAGGCAUCUAGUCCUGUGGGCGCCCCAUCCUUGAUCCAAACGUCCCCAGACCCCCGGAUCUCCCCCUCCUUCAGAGCCAGGCCUGAGGUCCCCCGUAGCAGCCCUGAGGAUUCUGUCCUCCCCCGGCCACCCCAGACCCUGCCCCUGGAUGUGAGCCAGGGCACUCCGGAACCUGGCAUCCGCUCCCCUGGACUUCUGUCCCCCACUUUCCGGCCAGGGGGCCCCUCAAACCAGACUGUGCCCCCACCUCUACCCAAGCCUCCACGGUCUCCAAGCCGCUCCCCAAGUCGCUCCCCCAACCGGUCCCCCUGUGUUCCUUCAACUCCUGAGAUGACCCAUCUCAGGCCGGGCACCCAGAGUGCUGGGCCUGGUGGGCGCCUGAGCCCCAGCCUUCAGCCUCCUGAAGCCCCAGCCCCAGUCACCACCUCCUCCUCUACAUCCACCUCGUCAUCCUCUUCUUGGUCAGCUCAGUCUACCUGCAAGAAUGACCCCGGCUUCUGGAUCACUGUGGUCACGUGGAACGUGGGCACCGCCAUGCCCCCGGACGAUGUCACAUCCCUCCUCCACCUGGGCUGCAGCAGCGAUGACUCUGAUGGGGCAGACAUGAUCGCCAUAGGGUUGCAGGAAGUGAACUCCAUGAUCAACAAGCGGCUCAAGGACGCGCUCUUUACGGACCAGUGGAGCGAGCUCUUCAUGGACGCGCUGGCGCCCUUCAACUUUGUGCUGGUGAGCACCGUGCGGAUGCAGGGCGUCAUCCUGCUGCUGUUCGCCAAGUACUACCACCUGCCCUUCCUGAGGGACGUGCAGACAGACUGCACCCGCACUGGCCUGGGCGGCUACUGGGGCAACAAAGGUGGCGUGAGCGUGCGGCUGGCGGCCUUCGGGCACAUGCUCUGCUUCCUGAACUGCCACCUGCCGGCGCACAUGGACAAGGCGGAGCAGCGCAAGGACAACUUCCAGACCAUCCUCAGCCUCCAGCAGUUCCAGGGGCCGGGGGCUCACGGCAUCCUGGACCACGACCUCGUGUUCUGGUUUGGGGACCUGAAUUUCCGUAUUGAGAGCUAUGAUCUGCACUUUGUCAAGUUUGCCAUCGACAGCAACCAGCUCCAGCAGCUCUGGGAGAAGGACCAGCUCAACAUGGCCAAGACCACCUGGCCCAUCCUAAAGGGCUUCCAGGAGGGGCCCCUCAACUUUGCGCCCACCUUCAAGUUUGAUGUGGGUACUAACAAAUAUGACACCAGUGCCAAGAAGCGGAAGCCUGCCUGGACAGACCGUAUCCUGUGGAAGGUCAAGGCUCCAGGUGGGGGUCCAAGCCCCUCAGGACGGGAGAGCCACCGGCUCCAGGUGACCCAGCAUAGCUACCGCAGCCACAUGGAGUACACAGUCAGUGACCACAAGCCAGUGGCCGCCCAGUUUGUCCUGCGGUUUGCCUUCAGGGAUGAUGUGCCGCUGGUCCGGCUGGAAGUGGCAGACGAGUGGGUGCGGCCGGAGCAGGCUGUGGUGAGGUACCGCAUGGAAACAGUGUUUGCCCGCAGCUCCUGGGACUGGAUCGGCUUGUACCGGGUGGGUUUCCGCCACUGUAAGGAUUACGUGGCUUACGUCUGGGCCAAACAUGAAGAUGUGGAUGGAAACAUCUAUCAGGUGACAUUUAGUGAGGAGUCCUUGCCUAAGGGCCAUGGAGACUUCAUCCUAGGCUAUUACAGCCACACCCACAGCAUCCUCAUCGGUGUCACCGAACCUUUCCAGAUCUCGCUGCCUACCUCGGAGGUAGCCAGCAGCAGCACCGACAGCUCGGGCGCCAGCUCGGAGGAUGAGGAUGACAGCACUCUGGAACUGCUUGCGCCCAAGUCCAGAAGCCCCAGUCCUGGCAAGUCCAAGCGGCACCGCAGCCGCAGCCCAGGCCUGGCCCGCUUCCCCAGCCUUGCCCUGCGGCCCUCUUCCCGAGAACGCCGUGGUACCAGCCGCAGCCCCUCACCCCAGAGCCGCCGCCUGCCCCGGGUAGCCCCUGACAGGGGCAAUGAUGGCAGCGGCCAGGGCAGUAGUGACGAGGGACCCUCUGGGCUGCCUGGCUACCAGGCCUUCCCACCAUCUGUGCCUCGAAACCUGCGCUUGCUGCCUGCCUUGCGCCUAGAGACCGUAGACCCGGGUGGUGGCAGUUCCUGGGGAUCUGAUACGAAAGUCCCAACCCCUAACAGCCUGUCUCCCAGCCCCCAGGGCCAGUAGGGAUUGGAGAAAGGGAACUUGGCACCCUGAGGGUGGGCGUGCAGGUGGGCCCAGGUGGCCCCCACUCUGUCCCAUCUUCUGCAAACCUGCCUGCCUCCCUCCUGCUGCUGCUCCAGCUUCAUCUGCACCUGCCACUCUGUCCUGACCAGGAGUGGACAACUGGGGUCCCCCAAGCUUGGUCCCGGCAUCUUAACUGUGACAAUCAGCAAAGUCCUGUCUGGGCCCCCAUCUGGGAUGGAGGGAGGGGCACUUCUGGAGGUCAUCCAUUAGGAAUUAAAUUCU